AUUUUUUUUUAUUUAUUUUUGUUUUUUAGCGACAGCUCUCAAACCUACUUUGGGGUCUUAAAACGAAACCGUACACCAUUUCACUGUGGACAUUACACCCUCUUUCAGAUAUGGGAGACAUGGGAGACCCACCAAAAAAAAAACGUCUGAUUUCCCUAUGUGUUGGUUGCGGCAAUCAAAUUCACGAUCAGUAUAUUCUGAGGGUUUCUCCGGAUUUGGAAUGGCAUGCGGCGUGUUUGAAGUGUGCAGAGUGUAAUCAGUAUUUGGACGAGACCUGUACGUGCUUUGUUAGGGAUGGCAAAACCUACUGUAAAAGAGAUUAUAUCAGGUUAUACGGCAUCAAGUGCGCCAAAUGCAGCAUCGGCUUCAGCAAGAAUGACUUCGUGAUGCGCGCCCGCGCCAAGGUGUACCACAUCGAGUGUUUCCGCUGCGUGGCCUGCAGCCGCCAGCUCAUCCCAGGCAUGAAUUUCGCGCUGCGGGAGGACGGCCUUUUCUGCCGGGCGGACCACGAACGGUGGUGGAGCGGCCAGCUGGCGGCGAGGGACCUCUCGAGCGCCCCUGCACCCGCCCGGCCGCUGCAGAUUGCAGCAGAACCUAUCUCUGCCAGACAGCCAGCUCUGCGGCCCCACGUCCACAAGCAGCCCGAGAAGACCACCCGAGUCCGGACUGUCCUUAAUGAAAAACAGCUUCACACCUUGAGGACCUGCUACGCUGCCAACCCCAGGCCUGACGCCCUCAUGAAAGAGCAACUGGUAGAAAUGACUGGCCUCAGCCCGAGGGUCAUCAGGGUUUGGUUUCAAAACAAGCGAUGCAAGGAUAAAAAAAGGAGCAUUAUGAUGAAGCAACUUCAGCAGCAGCAACCCAAUGACAAAACUAAUAUCCAAGGGAUGACAGGAACUCCUAUGGUGGCUGCUAGUCCGGAGAGACAUGACGGUGGUUUGCAGGCGAACCCCGUGGAGGUGCAGAGUUACCAGCCGCCCUGGAAAGUACUGAGUGACUUCGCGUUGCAGAGUGACAUAGACCAACCUGCUUUUCAGCAACUAGUUAAUUUUUCGGAAGGAGGACCCGGUUCCAAUUCUACUGGAAGUGAAGUAGCAUCAAUGUCCUCUCAGCUGCCAGAUACACCCAACAGCAUGGUAGCCAGUCCUAUUGAGGCAUGAGGAACACUCAUUCAGAUUUCUGUUGUUGUUGUUUCUGCCCUUAUCCUCAUCCCGUUGGAGAGAGUGGGAAAGUGAACGUGUUGUGACUCCGAAAUUUAGGGGGAAAGAAUAUUUAACAACCCUGUAAGAAACCUAGCAAGGAACUGUUCCAUGAGAUGAACGGAGUCAUGUUUGAAAAGACAAGGUAAUAUGGUAGCAACACUGUGAAGACAAUCAUGGGAUCUCACUAGAAAAAAAUACUAAAAAGAACCACAAACCCCGCGCUUUUCAAUGAUCAGAGGAGGAUCAAAAAGACGUUUUCCAAAUGUAAAGGAUUUGUACUUGUGGAUCUCAAAAAAAAAAAAUCUUUUCAUUUGACUGCACAUCUUAGGGAGAAACCAAGGUAGAGGGACUUUCUAUCUGGUCCCUCCCAAUCCGAAUGGUGCUGUUUCAAUAUUGGGGAUAGCCUUGCCAAAAGAAGCUCCAGUAGGUUUUCCAUCAUCAGGAAAGAGACGAUUCAGCCCUGCACUGUUGAAAGAUUCCUUGCAGGAAGGUGGAGCUGCGUUGGUUUGCAAUGUUGUUUUUAGUUGACUCUUUAACAAGGGGUUGUUUCCUGGGUCUCUUCUAGCAUGUCUGUAGCGGGGUUUUGGUUUUGUUUGGUUGAGAUCCACCCCCUAUUAAGUCUUAGAUGAUUAAAAAUAGAUUUUCGAUUUCCUCUUUGAAACCAAUUUAUAAAAACAUUGCAACAAGGUAUACCUCUAUUUUGCCACAAAGCGUCUCGGGAUUGUGUUUGAAAUGUGUCUGCCCAAGAACCUUCCCCUCCCCCAAAGAUGUGUAUAGUCAUUGGUUAUAAGGACUGUUUUUCUCUCUUUCUCUUUCUCUCUCACUCUCUAAAAAAAAAAAAAAAGAAAAAAGU
Molecule: messenger RNA, 2055 nt
Organism: Manacus vitellinus (golden-collared manakin)
Lineage: Eukaryota; Metazoa; Chordata; Aves; Passeriformes; Pipridae
Gene: ISL1
Product: ISL LIM homeobox 1
Biological process (GO): axonogenesis; neuron fate specification; positive regulation of transcription by RNA polymerase II
Cellular component (GO): nucleus
Molecular function (GO): DNA-binding transcription factor activity, RNA polymerase II-specific; cis-regulatory region sequence-specific DNA binding
Source: RefSeq, a predicted model, not a curated record